Trichosurus vulpecula (common brushtail) is the source of this 898-nucleotide messenger RNA. It is a transcript of the gene TMEM210, whose product is annotated as transmembrane protein 210. The record is from RefSeq and is a predicted model, not a curated record. Lineage: Eukaryota; Metazoa; Chordata; Mammalia; Diprotodontia; Phalangeridae. The coding region runs from base 35 to 415 and encodes 126 amino acids. The transcript has 3 exons.
UCCCAGAGCUGUCCACUGGGGCUGGGGACUGGACAUGUUCCCCCAACUCCAGUCUCCCUCAGGACUGCUUGGCAACAUCCCCUACCUGCUGCUUUUGGCUCUCAGCAUCUCUUCAGCUGCAGACUCUGUCUCCUUUGAUGGAAAGCACUGUGAGUGUGGUUCUGGGAUCAGCCGGGAGGCCCUGACCACCCUGCUCAUUGUCCUUGGAGGUGUCCAGUGUGAGCUGUUUCUCAGCCCUGCUCUUGUAGUCAUCAGCAUUAUUCGUAACCAAGAGGGAUAUUUAGAUCAGGCUUCACUUCUGAUGAACCCUCUUUCCUUGUGCAUACAUCCCAUCGGUCCUCUGGAGGAGGCCAAGCUUUCUUGUACUAGGUCACUCUUGGAGUGGACAGAGUCUUCCCAACGUAUCUGUUAUUGAUGCCAUGAUAUGUGUCUUGGAACUGUGAGAGUACCCAAAGUCCUUUGCUAGGGGAGGGGCAUCCGGUCCAGAUGUGUCCCCUCCUUGCCCUUGACCCUCAACUUGGCUGAAACUUUGCUCAUUCAGUCAUAAGACCAUCAUCCCAGUGUUUAGUGAUGGGAGCUACUCUCGCAUGUGGCCAUCAUCCCACUGUAUGCUACAAGGAAGCCACAAACACAUAACACCUAUGGAAUGAACCAAAAGAACAUAUUGCCAGGACAUUGUGUGGAAGGCAGCCCCUUAAAUGUCCCAUCAGAGAACUGUUUCAUCAAGAGUUGUGAGGUGUUCGAGUUGCUGAGGUCCCUGAAAUCUUAGAGGAAGUUCUGGAGUUUCCAGACUUGGAGAGCCACCUUGAAGGAGGAUUAAAGGGGAAGUCGGAUGGGGGAGGAAGAGACAAUGGGGAGAGGGGAAAAAAUUAAUACAUUAAUUUUUAUCACUGUCUGG